Messenger RNA from Plectropomus leopardus (leopard coralgrouper), 4184 nucleotides. Its product is annotated as vang-like protein 2. Gene Ontology annotation, biological process: multicellular organism development. The record is from RefSeq and is a predicted model, not a curated record. Gene Ontology annotation, cellular component: membrane. Lineage: Eukaryota; Metazoa; Chordata; Actinopteri; Perciformes; Serranidae.
UGUCCGUCCGCGCGGGGCUGCUGAUCUCAGCCGGGCUCCUCCGGGAUGAUGAGCUGCUCCUCGCCGCCUUUUGUGCAUUUUCGCCGCUUCGACUCGAGACGCGAUUUUACAGCCGACAAAACAAAAGCUGCGCUCCCAAAAACGGAACCGAGCUGCUCUCCGGUGAUAUACGCGCGUGCAAACUUCGGACACUUGAGCGUCGGGAGAAAGUGAAAUUUGGGGGCACUUUCUGCUGCUCGGCUCUUUGUGCUGCAGGUUGCAGCUUUUUCCUUUUGUACAGAAAGGCCUCGGAGCCUGGGUUUGGGUUGCUUGAAGGAGCUUGUGUUGAGGCAACAGCCACGCCUUGCUGGCACACUGCCACCCUAAAGCCUGGAGGCCCCCAGGAGCCACACAGGCGGGCUGGUUACCCGAAGUACCGACCUGAGGCUGCAGGCAUUUGAGCAAGAUGCUUCACCCAGAACAGAAAGACCUCCAAGAUAGAUUCCCUCAGGAGUAAAGUGGACUUGCUGCGCCUCCCUCUGGCCCUCUCCACCAAGUCCAUCAGCAAUCGGAAGAGCCAGCUGGGCGUGAUCUGGGAGAAAGGCGGCGGCGGCUUGGGGGCAGGAGGGGCCCGGAAACCCCGCCCACCGCCAGCCUGCGACAUGGACAACGAGUCGACGUACUCGGGCUACUCCUACAAGUCGUCCCAGUCACGAAGCUCCCGCAAACACAGGGAGAGGAGGGACCGGCAUCGAUCGAAGAGUCGUGACAGCAGCAUCCGUGGAGACAAAUCGGUGACCAUCCAGGCUCCUGUAGAGUCGCUGCUCGAUGUAGAGUCCACCAGAGGCGACGACAGGGAUGACAACUGGGGCGAGACGACGACGGUGGUCACUGGUACCUCCGUGGACAGCAUCUCUAACGAGGAUCUCACACGGCUCUCUAAGGACCUUGAGGAUGCUUCGCCACUGGAGUGUCGCCGUUAUCUCGGCCCGGCGUUGGGCGCCGUCCUGGGGCUCUUCGCUCUGGUCACUCCUCUGGCCUUCCUGGCGCUCCCACAGCUGCUUUGGCGGGACACACUGGAGCCCUGCGGCACACCAUGCGAGGGCCUUUACAUUUCUCUGGCCUUCAAGCUCCUGAUCCUCCUCAUCUCCACCUGGGCGCUGUUUCUCCGCCCGCUCAGAGCCACUCUGCCGCGCUUCUUCAUCUUCCGCUGUCUGCUGUUGGCGCUGGUCUUCCUGUUCGUGGCGUCCUAUUGGCUUUUCUACGGGGUGCGGGUGCUGGAGCCCAGAGAGACGGACUACAGGGGGAUUGUGGGAUAUGCAGCCUCUCUGGUGGACGCGCUGCUGUUCAUUCAGUACCUGGCUCUGGUGCUGCUGGAGGUCAGACAUCUGCAGCCUGCUUUCUGUCUCAAGGUGGUGAGGACAACAGACGGAGCCAGUCGCUUCUACAACGUGGGACAUCUCAGCAUUCAGCGGGCCGCAGUGUGGGUUCUGGAUCAGUACUACAGUGACUUCCCGGUUUAUAAUCCCGCCCUGCUCAACCUACCCAAGUCCAUCCUCUCCAAGAAGGUGUCUGCUUUUAAGGUCUACAACCUGGGGGAAGAAAAUGGCACCAAUAACUCCACAGGUCAGCCCAGAACCAUGAUCGCAUCCGCUGCUCGUAAAAGAGACAACUCCCACAACGAGUACUACUAUGAGGAGGCAGAGGUGGAGCGAAGGGUCCGCAAACGCAAAGCCAGACUGGUGGUGGCAGUAGAAGAAGCCUUCACCCACAUCAAGCGUCACCAGGACGAGGACGUGACUGCGUCCUCCCCCAAACACCCGCGGGAGGUAAUGGACCCGCGGGAGGCGGCCCAGGCCAUCUUUGCCCCAAUGGCGAGGGCCAUGCAGAAAUACCUCCGCGCCACCAGGCAGCACGCCUACCACAGCAUGGAGAGCAUCAUCAACCACCUGCAGUUCUGCAUCACGCACAACAUGACCCCCAAGGCUUUCCUUGAGCGUUACCUCAGUCCUGGUCCCACCCUCCAGUACCUGGAGACCAGCAGGGGGCGCCAGUGGACACUGGUGAGUGAGGAGGCGGUGACUGCUGCCCUGCGUCAAGGCCAGGUCUUCUCCCUCAGACGUCUUGACUUCUCCCUGGUCGUCACAGUGACACCCCUCCCCUUCCUACGCCUGGGCGAGGAGUUUAUCGACCCUAAAAGGCACAAGUUUGUCAUGAAGCUCCAGUCAGAGACAUCCGUGUAGGAGGGGGAGGGUGAUUCUUUUUUUAAAAGUGGUGACAACCAAAUGACGUGGCUUAAAACAUCAUGGAGUCACAGAAAAGUCAAAGCAACAGAAAGACGCUAUUACAGACUUUGUUCCCUCAAAAAAAUCUAAAAAUAGACAUUUGCCUGAAGUGCUGACUGUUAACUUCUGAUAUUGCAAUACACUGUGUUUUCAGUAUAAAUGAUACUGAAGUAUUACUCCUUUUUCUGGUAUUUCCCCCGCACAUUUGAUGAAAGACAUUAUUUUGGUAAAAAUGACCACUUCAGUUUUAGCCACAUUUGUGAUAUAAGCCCCAUUUAUUGAAGAUAAUACCCCGGUGUAGUAUGUUGACUGUAGUAAUUGUACAAGACUUUCUGAGUGCGCGCUGACCUUUUAUAUGCAGUCAAACUUGAGAGGCUUCGCUUUAGCUCGUCCUUUUUCAGAGCCAAUCUCAAAACUUGUUUCACUUUUUACUUGAACUUCUUGUUGGGAAUUUACAGGCUACGGUUUGGAGAAUCAGGCGUAGUCUGACUUAAAUGUCCCCUGGACUUUUGUCAACUUUUGGACAUUGACACAGACUGAAUCAAAGGGAGGUGAAACUGCUCAUGAACUGUUUCCCCUUUUUUCACUUCCACAGAAUAGUUUACUGAGAAGUGGACAUGCAUACUUUAAUCAGAAAGUAUGAAGUGAGAAACACUGGACAGACUUUAAAUACACUGAGAAGAACUUUAACUUUUUUUAGCACAAUGUAGAUGCUAGUAUAUGUCCAGUAACACUGGUCGUGGAUGUAUUAACCACUACAUUUGGGGUUUGAGUUGGAUUUGUUGAGCUCCAGCACAAUAUAACCACGCAACACCAAUGUGCUUCUUCUUGGCAGCUUGAUGUUUUUUUUAAUGUUUUGUAAAGCGAGUGUGUGAAUUUGUGGUUAAACCAAGUAGAAAAGAGAGUAGACCUUAAAAAAUACUACCGAUUUAGCUUUGCCGAAAAAAAUCCACCAAACUCAAUUCGACAGAACAGGAGAUAAUCCUUUUGUAUUUUUCUUCAAACAAAAAUUGGCAUCGACAUGAUCUUCGGUCAGAGAUUUUGGCUGUUUUAGCAGCUGAAAGCGAUGUUUCAAUCACAGCAAUUAAUGCAAAUUCAGCAAAUUCAGCCAAUCCCAAAUUUCUCAUGCUUAUUAGGUUUACUGUUGCUUUGCUAGUGAUUUUGAUAGACCGAAUCUACCAGCACAGAAGCCAAGCAAUGUACGUAUUUUAGCCACCUGAAAAAAUGAUCAACGCGUCUGGUGGCCUUGAGGUAACUGCUUCAGGUCCAGGUUCAGCUCCUUUGAAACCAGCUGUCUGAAGGCAAGUUAAAGUGGUUAAAACUUUACUAAAAUUUAAGUACAUUUAAACGGACUAAACAGCCUUUUUCUAGGUGGCUAGAAACUAACCAACCACACAGAAGUUAUAGUAAACAAACGUUGUGAUUCGACCAAAUUCUCUCGCAUCUGUUUUUGGAGCUGGUGUAGAGAAGCUGCGGUGCCUCACUCUCAAAACUGUAAGCAUCUUUGUCCCUUUGAACUUCCAUGUCUUAUUUGUAACAAUCAUGCCAAUCUCUCUGCAAGACGGUGAUUGUAUUUGCACAGGUCUGCAAGCCUAAUGCCCCGAGCGGCUAGCUUCGAGCAGAGAGGAGGAGCAGGUUUCAGACGUCUGGUAAGCUCGCUUCUUUCUAAAUCCACACACCCUGGUGACAUCACUUAAUCACUCAUCGCACUUCUAGGUUUGGUUUAUUUCAUUUUAUUAAAUUUUACAAAACGUGGACGCAGUACAUGUGCACAUGUGUGUGUCUUUUGUGAGUCAGAGAUGUUUUUUUAAAAUUACAGCAAAAUUGUUGUGCCACUAAAAGCAGUUUACAUGUAUAUUUCGGUGCCGUUUUCCAAGGUUGUAUUUUUCCUGUUUUUCAAUGGAUUUCUGUCGUACUCUG